AAAAGGUUGCUGGAGAGGCCGGUGCGAGCGGGAGGCCUCCUUCGUAACCGAGUGUGAAAGGGGAGAACAAUCGGGGAUGCUCAGCGGAACAGGGGAUUAGGUUCUGGCAGCACAGCUGGGAUUUUGGCGGCCAUUCCACAGCCGACAAUAGCACGCAGCCACCACCGGGACCGGACAGCGCAGGCCUGCGCUCCAGGGCCAGAAUCUGGCUUCUUGUUUGGGGGAGGAGCGGUCACAGAGCACAUCCUGGCCUUGCCACACAGAAGGUGUGUUGGGGUGACUGUCUGGCAUCACCAAGAUGACGCUCCACGCCACCCGGGCGGCUGCACUCCUCUCUUGGGUGAACAGUCUGCAUGUGGCUGAUCCUGUGGAAGCUGUGCUGCAGCUCCAGGACUGCAGCAUCUUCAUCAGGAUCAUUGACAGCAUCCUUGGCACUGAAGAAGGGCAGCAAAUCCUGCAACAGCCAGUGCCAGAGAGACUGGAUUUUGUGUGCAGUUUUCUGCAGAAAAAUCGAAAACAUCCCUCUUCACCGAGAUGCCCAGUAUCUGUGCAGAAGCUGAUGGAGGGGUCAGAGCUGGAACUGGCCAAGAUGACCAUGCUGCUGUUGUACCACUCUACCAUGAGCUCCAAAAGCCCCAGGGACUGGGACCAAUUUGAAUAUAAGAUUCAGGCGGAGUUAGCUGUCAUUCUCAAAUUUGUGCUGGACCAUGAGGAUGGACUAAAUCUUAAUGAGGAUCUAGAGAACUUCUUGCAGAAAGCUCCUGUCCCUUCCACAUGUUCCAGAACCGUCUCUGAAGAGCUCUCUCCACCCAGCCACCAGGCCAAGAGAGAGGUCUGCUUCCUAGAGCUACAGAAGGUUGCCUCCUCUUCCAGUGGGAACAACUUCCUGUCAGGUUCUCCAGCCUCCCCCAUGGGCGACAUCCUGCAGACCCCACAAUUCCAGAUGAGACGGCUGAAGAAGCAGCUUGCAGAUGAGAGAAAUAAUCGGGAUGAGCUAGAGCUGGAGUUGGCCCAGAACCGCAAACUCCUCACUGAGAAGGAUGCACAGAUAGCCAUGAUGCAGCAGCGCAUUGACCGCUUGGCUCUACUGCACGAGAAACAAGCGGCCAGCCCGCUGGAGCCCAGGGAGCUUGAGGAGCUACGUGGCAAGAAUGAGAGCCUCACCAUACGGCUGCAUGAAACUCUGAAGCAGUGCCAGGACCUGAAGACAGAGAAGAGCCAGAUGGAUCGCAAGAUUAACCAGCUCUCUGAGGAGAAUGGGGACCUUGCCUUUAAGCUGCGAGAGUUUACCAGUCACCUGCAGCAACUACAGGGUGCCCUUGAUGAAUUGACAGAGGAGCACAGCAAGGCCACUAGGGAGUGGGUGGAGAAGGAGGCCCAUCUUGAGAAGGAGCUCAGCACAGCCCUGCAAGACAAGAAAUGCCUAGAAGAGAAGAAUGAAAUCCUUCAGGGGAAACUUUCACAGAUGGAAGAACAUUUGGCCCAGCUGCAGGAGAACCCACCCCAGGAGAAGGGCGAGGUACUAGGUGACAUUUUGCAGCUAGAAUCCCUGAAGCAAGAGGCAGCCACUCUUGCUACAAACAAUGCCCAGCUCCAAGCCAGGGUAGAGGAACUGGAGACUGAGCAGGGCCAACGGGAAACCAAGCUGCUUGCUGAGCGGGAUCACUUUGAAGAAGAAAAGCAGCAGCUGGCUGGCCUGGUUGCUGAACUGCAGAGCUCCAUUUCCAACCUCAGCCAGGCCAAGGAAGAACUAGAGCAGGCUUCCCAGGCUCAGAAGGCCCACUUGACUGCCCAGGUGGCUAGUCUGACCUCCGAGCUCAACACAGUCAAUGCCACCCUCCAGCAGCAGGAUCAAGAACUGGCUGGCUUGAAGCAGCAGGUUGAAAAGGAGAAGGCCAAGCUAGCUGAGACCCUCCAACAGUACGAGCAGGCCUCCCAGGGCCUCCGCCACCAGGUGGAGCAGUUGAGCAGCAGACUGAAGCAGAAGGAGCAGCAAUUGGAAGAGGCAGCAAAGGAGCAGGAGGCAACUAGACAAGACCAUGCCCAGCAUCUGGCCACUGCUGCCAAGGAGGGAGAGGCUUUCUUAAGGGAGAGAGAUACAGCUCUCCAGAAACUGGAGGCAUUGGAGAAGGAGAAGAAUGCCAAGCUGGAGAGUCUGCAACAGCAACUUCAGGCUGCUAAUGAAGCCCGGGACAGUGCCCAGACCUCAGUGACACAGGCCCAGCGGGAAAAGGCAGAAGUGAGCCAAAAGGUGGAGGAACUCCAUGCUUGCAUUGAGAGAGCCCACCAGGAGCAGCGUGAGGCCCAGGCUCAGGUGGCAGAGCUGGAGACCCAACUGAGGUCUGAGCAGCAAAAAGCAGCUGAGAGAGAAAGAGUGGCCCAGGAGAAGGGCCAUCUCCAGGAACAGCUCCGAGCCCUUGAGGAGUCCUUGAAGAUCACCAAGGGCAGCCUUGAAGAGGAGAAGCGCCGGGCCGCAGAAGCUCUGGAGGAGCAGCAGCGUUGUAUCUCUGAGCUAGAGUCAGAGACCCGGAGACUGGAGGAGCAAUGUAAGCAGGAACAGAAGGAGUUAGAAGAAAAGACAACUGAGCGCAAUGGGCUGGAAGCCCAAUUAAAGCAGCUUAUGGAGACUCAUCAUGCUGAGACUGAAGCGCUGCGGCGGGAGCUGGCAGAGGCCAUUGCCUCUCGGUGCAGGGGCGAGAGUGAGUGUGAGCAGCUCGUUAAGGAGAUAGCUACCUGGCGUGAGCGGUAUGAGGAAAGCCAGCAAGAGGAGGCGCAGUAUGGUGCCAUGUUUCAGGAACAGCUAAUUGCUCUGAAAGAGGAAUGCGAGAAGGCCCGCCAGGAACUGCAGGAGGCAAAGGAGAAAGUGACAGGGAUAGAGGCUCACAGUGAGCUCCAGAUAAGCCGGCAGCAGAAUGAGGUAGCUCAGCUCCAUGCCAGCCUGGCUAGAGCCCUCCAGCAGGUCCAGGAGAAGGAGGUCAGGGCCCAGAAGCUUGCAGAUGACCUCUCCGUGCUGCAGGAGAAGAUGGCUGCCACCAGCAAAGAGGUGGUCCGCCUGGAGGCCUUGGUGCGCAAGGCAGGAGAGCAGGAGGAAACAGCCUCCCAUGAGCUGCGCAAGGAGCAUCCAAGGGCAGGAAACAGAGAGUCUGAGUGGGUGGAAGAGCAGCAGGGACGCCAGUUCUGCAGCACGCAGGCAGCGCUGCAGGCCAUGGAGCAUCAGACAGAGCAGAUGGGCAGUGAGCUGGAGAGGCUGCGGGCUGCACUAAUAGAGAGCCAGGGUCAGCAGCAGGAGGAACGUGGGCAGCAGGAGAGGGAGGUGGCGCGGCUGACCCAGGAGCGGGGCCGGGUCCAAGCAGACCUUGCCCUGGAGAAGGCGGCCAAGGCAGAGCUGGAGAUGCGGCUGCAGAAUGCCCUCAAUGAGCAGCGUGUGGAGUUUGCUUCCCUGCAAGAGGCGCUGGCCCAUGCUCUGAUGGAAAAGGAAGAGAGGAACCAGGAGCUGGCCAAGCUUCGUGGUCAGGAGGCAGCCCAGAGAACAGAGCUGAGGGAACUUCAGAGAACAGCGGAGCAACUGAAGGAACAACUGGCUAAGAAGGAGGAGUGCCAGCAGUCUCCAGGCAUGGCCAGUGGAGAAGAUGCUCAGCCUGAGGCUACUGGAAAGACAGAGGCAUUGGAUUGUGAGCUGGAAGCUCUGCGGGCAGAGGUGAGCAAGCUGGAGCAGCAGUGCCAGGAGCAUCAGGAGAAGGCCUCCAGGCUGGAGCACCGCCUAGAGUGUGAGCGGGCCUCCCAAGCCGAGCAAAACAAUACUCUGGAGACUUUGAGGGGCCAGUUAGAGGAGAAGAUCCAGGCGCUGGGGCACAAUCAGGAGGCCUUAGGCUCAGCCCAAAGGGAGUUGGCCACCCUCCGAGCCAAGGCCCAAGACCAUAGCAAGGCUGAGGAUGAGUGGAAGGCCCAGGUGGCCCGGGGCCAGCAGGAGUCUGAGAGAAAAAACAGCCUCAUCAGCAGCCUGGAGGAGGAGGUAUCCAUCCUGAACCGCCAGGUCUUGGAGAAGGAGGGUGAGAGCAAAGAGUUGAAGCAGCUGAUUAUAGCCGAGUCAGAGAAGAGCCAAAAGCUGGAAGAGAGGCUGCGCCUGCUCCAGGCAGAGACCGCCAGCAGCAGCGCCAGAGCAGCGGAGUGCAGCUCUGCUCUGCGGGAAGAGGUCCAGACUCUCCGGGAGGAAGCGGAGAAACAGCGGUUGGCUUCAGAGAACCUGCGGCAGGAGCUGGCCUCGCAGGCAGAGCGCGCGGAGGAGCUGGGCCAAGAGUUGAAGGCAUGGCAGGAGAAGUUCUUCCAGAAGGAGCAGGCCCUCUCUGCCCUGCAGCUCGAGCACACGAGCACACAGGCCCUGGUGAGUGAGCUGCUGCCUGUCAAGCACCUCUGCCAGCAGCUGCAGGCCGACCAGGCAGCUGCUGAGAAACGCCUUCGUGAGGAGCUGGAACAGAGUAAGCAGGCAGCCGGUGGGCUGCGUGCUGAGCUGUUGCGGGCGCAGCGGGAGCUUGGGGAGCUUGUGCCCCUGCGGCAGAAGGUAGCAGAGCAGGAGCGGGCAGCCCAGCAGCUGCGGGCAGAGAAGGCCAGCUAUGCAGAGCAGCUGAGCUUGCUGAAAAAGGCUCAUGGCCUGCUGGCAGAGGAGAACCGGGGCCUGGGGGAGCGGGCCAACCUUGGCCGGCAAUUUCUGGAAGUGGAGCUGGACCAGGCCCGGGAGAAAUAUGGCCAGGAAUUGGCAGCUGUGCGUGCUGAUGCUGAGACUCAUCUGGCUGAGAUGCGGCAGGAAGCACAGAGCACUGCUCGGGAGCUGGAGGUGAUGACUGCCAAGUACGAGGGUGCCAAGGUCAAGGUCCUGGAGGAGAGGCAGCGGUUCCAGGAAGAGAGGCAGAAACUCACUGCCCAGGUGGAGCAGCUAGAGCUAUUUCAGAGAGAGCAAACUAAGCAGGUGGAAGACCUGAGUAAGAAGCUAGCUGACCAUGACCAAGCCAGCAAGGCACAGCAGCAGAAGCUGAAGGCCCAGGGCAGUGAGAGUCAGCUGGAGGCCCAACGCCUUCAGGCCCAGCUCAAUGAGCUGCAGGCCCAGUUGAGACAGAAGGAGCAGGCAGCCGAGCACUACAAGCUGCAGAUGGAUAAAGCCAAGACCCACUAUGAUGCCAAGAAGCAGCAGAACCAAGAGCUGCAGGAGCAGCUGCAGGGCCUAGAACAGUUGCAGAAGGAAAACAAGGAGCUGCGGGCUGAAGCUGAGCGGCUGGGUCGUGAACUGCAACAGGCUGGGCUGAAGACCAAGGAGGCCGAACAGACCUGCCGCCACCUUACUGCCCAGGUGCGCAGCCUGGAGGCCCAGGUUGCCCAUGCUGACCAGCAGCUUCGAGACUUGGGCAAGUUCCAAGUGGCAACUGAUGCCUUAAAGAGCCGGGAACCCCAGACUAAGCCCCAGCUGGACUUGAGCAUUGACAGCCUGGAUCUGAGCUGUGAUGAGGGGACCCCACUUCCUAUGACCAGCAAGCUGCCUCGUACUCAGCCAGAUGGUACCAGCAUCCCUGGAGAGCCAGCCUCACCCAUCUCCCAGCGCCUACCCCGCAAGGUAGAAUCCUUGGAGAGUCUCUACUUCACACCCAUCCCUGCUCGGGGUCAGGCCCCCCUGGAGAGCAGCCUGGACUCCCUAGGGGAUGUCUUCCUGGACUCUGGCCGUAAGACCCGCUCUGCUCGUCGGCGUACCACACAAAUCAUCAACAUCACCAUGACCAAGAAGCUAGAUGUGGAGGAGCCAGACAGUGCCAACUCAUCCUUCUAUAGCACGCAGUCUGCCCCUGUGUCCCAGGCCAGCCUGCGAGCUACCUCCUCUACCCAGUCUCUAGCCCGCCUGGGUUCUCCUGAUGAUGGCAACUCCGCUCUGCUCAGCCUGCCUGGCUACCGGCCCACCACUCGCAGCUCUGCUCGCCGUUCCCAGGCGGGGGUGUCCAGUGGGGCCCCUCCAGGAAGGAACAGCUUCUACAUGGGCACUUGCCAGGAUGAGCCAGAGCAGCUGGAUGACUGGAAUCGCAUUGCAGAAUUGCAGCAGCGCAAUCGAGUAUGCCCCCCACACCUGAAGACCUGCUAUCCCCUGGAGUCCAGGCCUUCCCUGAGCCUGGUUGCCAUCACAGAUGAGGAGAUGAAAACUGGUGAUCCCCGGGAAACCCUGCGCCGAGCCAGCAUGCAGCCAGUUCAGAUAGCUGAGGGUGCUGGCAUCACCACCCGGCAGCAGCGCAAACGGGUCUCCUCAGAGCCCCACCAGGGCCCUGGCACCCCUGAGUCUAAGAAGGCCACCAGCUGUUUCCCACGCCCUAUGACGCCCCGUGACCGACAUGAAGGGCGCAAGCAGAACACUACGGAGGCCCAGAAGAAAACAGCUCCAGCUGUGGUUAAACAGGCUGACCGGCGUCAGUCAAUGGCCUUCAGCAUCCUCAACACACCGAAGAAGCUUGGGAAUAGCCUUCUGCGGAGGGGGGCCUCAAAGAAGGCCCCGUCCAAGGCAUCCCCCAAUACCCGCAGUGGAACCCGCCGAUCUCCUCGCAUUGCCACCACCUCAGCAAGCGCUGCUGCUGCCACUCCCCGGGCCAAGGGCAAGGCAAAGCACUAAAGGGCCAGUAGCAGUGAGUGGCCCCAUCUGUGUCCCUGAUGCUGACCUUACCUGGUCCUACUCCUGUCCCUCUCAGUGCCUUCUCUCAGCUCCAGUAGGCCAGUGGUGGCCAAACCCUUAGUGAUGCCUGCCCAUACCCUGGCCUGGUACCUGGACCUUCACCAGCGCGGCCUCCAGGCCCUUUCCCUACCUUGCCUCCUGAUUUUUUUCUUAAAGCAGUCACUUCUCCAUCAGAACCAGAUUUCAGGUUGGCUUUGAGUGGCUGGGUUGUUGGGUCUGGCCUGUCUUCCACUCAGCCUCUGGAUCUAGAAGGGACCAUUGGAGGAGCAGGCCCUGGUUCCUACUGCUCUUGGUGAUGGGGCCUAGCAGAGACCCCCUGCUAUUGAAGUCCAGGACUCGGCACUGACCUAUGGGAACUUCCCAUUCCCAAGGACAGAGUUAUACAGAGGAUGUUCUUUUUCCAGGACCGAUGGACCCUGGGCCUCGGGUAGGGUGGGGCAGCCUUCGGCUGGGUGGGAUAUGGAGUGAUGGGAAUGUUUUUUAAGGCCAGGGAUGGAUCUUUUCUAAAUAUUAUUACUUGUAAAUAAAGUCUAUUUUUUCUCCCUUGA
Choloepus didactylus (southern two-toed sloth) is the source of this 7245-nucleotide messenger RNA. It is a transcript of the gene NUMA1, whose product is annotated as nuclear mitotic apparatus protein 1. The coding region runs from base 299 to 6637 and encodes 2112 amino acids. The record is from RefSeq and is a predicted model, not a curated record. NCBI's taxonomy places the organism in Eukaryota, Metazoa, Chordata, Mammalia, Pilosa, Megalonychidae. The transcript has 27 exons. Gene Ontology annotation, biological process: establishment of mitotic spindle orientation. Gene Ontology annotation, molecular function: microtubule binding. Gene Ontology annotation, cellular component: spindle microtubule; centrosome; spindle pole.